GGACCCCAGAGACCGAAACGCCUAAAUGCGCUGCUUUCCAAAUUUCGUAAUCCCCGGAUUUCGGAGGAGACUUCGCUGCUCAGCCCGCAUCGCCACCAAAGCAAAUUCAUUCAUGGACGAUUUGCGGACCCUCAGGACCCGUCUCUGCAUCAUCGGAAGCGGCCCCGCCGCCCACACGGCCGCCAUUUACGCCGCCCGGGCCGAGCUCAAGCCCAUCCUCUUCGAGGGCUGGAUGGCCAACGGCAUCGCCCCCGGCGGCCAGCUCACCACCACCACUGACGUCGAGAACUUCCCCGGCUUCCACGAUGGGAUCCUCGGCAUGGACCUCAUGGACCGGUGCCGAGCCCAGUCCCUCCGGUUCGGCACCGAGAUCUUCACCGAAACUGUCACCAAAGUCGAUUUCUCCACCAAUCCUUUCAAGCUCUUCACUGACUCCAGGACGGUUCUCGCCGAUUCCGUGAUCGUCGCCACCGGCGCCGUUGCCAAGCGCUUGAACUUCCCCGGCUCGGACGAGGGCCCGGGAGGGUUCUGGAACCGGGGGAUUUCGGCGUGCGCCGUCUGUGACGGCGCCGCCCCGAUCUUUCGGGACAAACCGAUAGCCGUAGUUGGCGGCGGAGACUCCGCCAUGGAGGAGUCUAACUUUCUGACAAAGUACGGAUCGAAGGUUUACAUCAUCCACAGGAGGGGCGAGUUUAGGGCUUCGAAGAUAAUGCAGAACAGGGCUUUGAAUAACCCUAAAAUUGAGGUGCUGUGGAAUUCGGUGGUGGUAGAGGCGUACGGAGAGAAGGGGAAGGGGGUUUUAGGAGGAUUGAAGGUGAAGAACGUGGCCACGGGGAAGGUUUCUGAUUUGAAGGUUUCUGGUUUGUUCUUCGCAAUUGGGCAUGAGCCUGCUUCCAGCUUCUUGGAUGGGCAGCUGCAGCUUGAUUCAGAUGGCUAUGUCGUGACAAAGCCCGGCACAACGCAGACCAGUGUGCAGGGUGUCUUUGCGGCAGGAGAUGUUCAGGAUAAGAAGUUCAGGCAAGCAGUUACUGCUGCUGGAACCGGUUGCAUGGCAGCCUUGGAAGCUGACCAUUACUUGCAGGAAAUUGGAAGUCAAGUGGGGAAGAGUGAUCUGUAAGCCACCAAUGUGCAAGAAAUGGGCUGGCUCCAUUAAUGUCAAAUUUAUAUUGUAAAAACAAUCUUACUCAAAGGUGCUACGGUUGGUAUUUAAUCAUUCAUCCAGUCCUAAUUGAGUUGCUGGAAUAGAGCUCCAAAUAUCCUCAUUUGCAUAAUCGCCUUUCUCCAGACUCUAUUCUUUACUGCAGAAUUAGAAGUACCCAUUGAUGAUCUUAUCAAUGACCAGAUUGGUUUGCUUCAAAAUUACGAGCAUUCUCAUAUUUGUUUGAUUGAAACCACUCUAUUUAUUUUGGCCAAUCAAAUGAAGAAAAUAUACAGAGCUUGUUUCAUUGUUAAUAAAUAGAGUUGUGCAAACCAGUGAGGGAGAGAGCAGCGAAUUCUGUGAACCUUAUUUCAUUCAAAUGAUACAGCUGCAGCAGCUCUGUGAAUAUCCUUACCUGCCAACUUUAGAGGGGUUUAAUAGUAAUAGGCUUCAGCUAGCAGCAGCCCUGUCGAUAGAAACAAAACAGAACAGACACAAUAGCUGACAAGAGCUCCUCAAUUAUAUUUUACUUUUUUAUUUCAAAUUAAAAUACUUAAUAUGAUAAAGCUUAUUAUAGUGUAAGUUA
Molecule: messenger RNA, 1724 nt
Organism: Diospyros lotus (date-plum)
Lineage: Eukaryota; Viridiplantae; Streptophyta; Magnoliopsida; Ericales; Ebenaceae
Product: thioredoxin reductase NTRB-like
Exons: 2
Coding region: 26-1117 (363 amino acids)
Biological process (GO): removal of superoxide radicals
Cellular component (GO): cytoplasm
Molecular function (GO): thioredoxin-disulfide reductase (NADPH) activity
Source: RefSeq, a predicted model, not a curated record